AUGUCGGACUCAGCUGGAUGGUUCGGCCCAGAAAGUACCUCGGAUCUCAGCCCAUCCGCCUGGCGCAACAUCUUCACGACUCUCUUUGUCAUACUCAACUUCCUCGUCGCAUUUAUAGGACAUCGCCUCGUCCGUCGUCAAGGCCAUCGCACCCUCCUAAAGUCCAAGCCCGUACCCGUGUCUCGCUUCACACCAUGGCUGUCCCUCGGCUCGACUUUCUCCUAUAUUUGGACCCUCAAACGGAUUCCAGGCGGCUGGCUUGGUCUCAUUAUGAUUCUUAGUGGCUUGUUUGGGACAGGAAACCGAUACAUCAUUAACAGUUUUAUUGUCCAGGAAAACGUGUCGGUUAGAUGUCCGUUCAAAACGGGCAUGGUCACGAUGAUGAGCAGUGAUAAGCUGAUGCCGGUCUCGACUUGGUCUGCCACAUGGCUUGCUAUCAAUUCUCUGGAUCUUGCGCAUGAAAGGAAGCCAAGGUUGGGAUAUACUCCAAAGUGA
This is a messenger RNA of Cadophora gregata, 495 nucleotides long. RefSeq lists its product as uncharacterized. The record is from RefSeq and is a predicted model, not a curated record. Lineage: Eukaryota; Fungi; Ascomycota; Leotiomycetes; Helotiales; Ploettnerulaceae. Bases 1 to 495 code for a protein of 164 amino acids. The transcript has a single exon.